AGGAUGCUCAAAAUAGUUGAGUUGUACUGCAAUUGCAGUUCUGCAUCGUGGGACACUUGCCCGACUUGCCCAAGCUUCAGGCAUUCCUGGCCGGAAGGCUGGAGCCGUCCUGGAUGAGCGAACUUCCUGAUGAAGACCGUCAGGAGACAACUGGAUCAGUUCGUAAGCUUGUUGGACGUCAGUGUCGGCAAGUGGUGGAGGAGAGCCCCUUUGAAGCUCUCAUCGAGGGCUACGAUGAAUGGAGAAGAGAUCAUCAGAUGCGGACCUUGCAGUUGGACAUUCUAGCGCCCAUGCUUGCCACAUGGAAUAUCACUGUGUGGCGACUGGAUUUUGGUGUGAAUGAGGUGUGGUCGUGGACACUGGAAGUUAGCCACUUGCAGAAGUGCCCCUCUGAUGUGCUCAGAAGUAUCUCAGCUGGAUAUUCUGGCUACUUCUUCGUGCAUGCAAAUGCCAGGCGCACUGGUCGAAAGCUGCAGCGACUGAAGAAGUUGGACCCAGACUUCGGGAAGGUUCUGAACUUUGUCGACAAGCACAGUAAUGCAAAGAUAGGCGGUCUGCAGCCUUUUGAUUCAGCUGCGUGUGACGAUCGUAUGGCAUCGCAUCACACUGGAGUCGUUUUAUUUUUGUCUCAAGACCUUGCAAAUGACGGUAUAUAAAAUUUGACGAGUUUACAUGCUGUUCAGCGUAAUUGAUCGGUGGGAGGGUGAAAACAAAGCCUGUUUGCAGGAAUAUAGUUAUGUUAUAUAAUUAUACGGGUAUACCUUUUUCACUUACAGUCAGCCAGUUGUUUGAUGUGACGUCAUAAUCCCCAGCGUUGUGCAAUGCCGCGCCGACAAUUUUGCUCAUUGGCUUUGCAGGUCUUUGUAGGACAAAUGGCCGCCUUUCGUGGUCUUAUGAGACUUGC
Durusdinium trenchii is the source of this 904-nucleotide messenger RNA. The record is from the annotation of a GenBank genome assembly. Lineage: Eukaryota; Dinophyceae; Suessiales; Symbiodiniaceae.